AGCAACUGUUGCCCAGUGAGGCAACGCCAUAGUCCCCGUAGUCCUGGCGACUGUAACCCACCAACAACAACCUCUCGCUCCAUCAUUACCACCUCCUCCACCAUCCUCAUCUUCAUCAACCAGUCCGCAGCUCAGGCGCCAUGCAGACCCCUGAAGCAGGCGCUGACUCCACCUCCACCGUCCCUCUCCAGACCACCGUGCCUGUCCAACCUACUGGCUCCACCCAGCAGGUUCCUGUUCAGCAGCAGCAGGCGCAGACUGUGCAACAGGUGCAUGUUUACCCAGCACAGGUGCAGUAUGUGGAGGAAAAUAGCGGCGUCUACACCAACGGCAACAUAAGAACCUACACAUACUCGGAGCCGCAGCUCUACAGCCAGAACAGUGGAGGGAGCUACUUUGACACACAGGGCGGCUCAUCGCAAGUGUCCACUGUGGUGACGUCUCAUGGCAUGACCAACAAUGGAGGAGGGAGCACUGGAGGAAUGAGCAUGGGUAUGGCAGGGGGUCAGGUAAUCAGCAGCAGUUCUGGGGCUUACCUGAUGGAUAACGCUGGACCCCAUCCUGCCACCCAGACUGCUCGAGCCUCUCCAGCCACUAUUGAAAUGGCGAUUGAGACACUCCAAAAAUCUGAGGGUUUAUCCAGUCAGAGAAGCUCGCUGCUCAACAGCCAUCUCCAGUGGCUGCUGGACAACUAUGAGACAGCAGAGGGAGUAAGUCUACCACGAUCCACCCUCUAUAAUCAUUACCUGCGCCACUGCCAGGAGCAGAAACUGGACCCUGUAAAUGCAGCAUCUUUUGGCAAACUCAUCCGCUCCAUCUUCAUGGGACUCCGUACAAGGCGCCUCGGGACAAGAGGGAAUUCGAAAUAUCAUUACUACGGUAUACGCGUGAAACCAGAUUCCCCGCUCAACAGACUUCAAGAAGACAUGCAGUACAUGGCGCUCCGGCAGCAGCCUGUUCAGCAGAAACAGAGGUUCAAGCCAGUGCAGAAGUUUGACAGUGGCUCCGCAGAUAAUUACACAAGUGGGGGGCAGCACCAUCCUGGAGCGGCAGAGCAGACAGUCAUUGCACAGAGCCAGCACCACCAGCAGUUCCUUGAUGCAUCGCGGGCCCUCCCUGAUUUUGUAGAGCUGGACCUGGGUCAGAGCAAUAUGGACAACAUCAGUACAGAGGAUGUGAAAGCUCUCCAGUCCCUUUACAGAGAGCACUGUGAGGCUAUCUUGGAUGUUGUUGUCAACCUCCAGUUCAGCCUAAUUGAGAAGCUGUGGCAGACAUUUUGGCGUUACUCUCCUCCUGACACAGUAGAGGGCGCCACAGUAACAGAAAACAGCAGCAUAAGUGAGAUAGAAGCGCGGCUCCCUCGAGCACAGCUUUUGGCGCUGUGCAGGAACGAGGCCGUUCUUAAGUGGAUGAGCACCUGUGACCAUUUAAUGUACCAGGCCCUCGUGGAGAUCCUUAUUCCUGAUGUCCUGAGACCCAUUCCCAGUGCCUUGACUCAAGCCAUUCGCAACUUUGCCAAAAGCCUGGAAGGCUGGCUUAGUAAUGCCAUGAAUGCCAUUCCACAGAGAAUGAUCCAGACCAAGAUUGCCGCUGUAAGUGCCUUUGCGCAGACGUUGCGCAGAUAUACAUCGUUGAACCACCUGGCUCAGGCGGCACGUGCCGUGUUGCAGAACACAUCCCAAAUAAACCAGAUGCUGAAUGAUCUCAACCGCGUUGACUUUGCAAACGUACAGGAGCAGGCAUCCUGGGUGUGCCAGUGUGAGGAGGGCGUGGUCCAGCACUUGGAGCAGGACUUCAAAGCCACCCUGCAGCAGCAAAGCUCUUUGGAGCAAUGGGCAGCCUGGCUGGACAACGUGGUUACCCAGGUGCUCAAGCCUUACGAGCACCGGCCCAGCUUCCCCAGAGCAGCUCGACAGUUCCUGCUCAAGUGGUCCUUUUACAGCUCUAUGGUGAUCAGAGACCUGACCCUACGUAGUGCUGCCAGUUUUGGUUCCUUUCACCUGAUUCGCCUGCUGUAUGAUGAGUACAUGUUUUACCUUGUGGAACACCGGGUGGCUCAAGCUACUGGAGAAACACCCAUUGGAGUCAUGGGCGAGUUUGACAACCUCCACACCUUAUCCCUCGCUAGCAUGGAUAAAGAUGAAACUAGCGGGAUGGACAGCGACUUAGAGGAGGACACGGAGGAGUCCGGGGAACCUCUCGCCAAGCGGGAGAAGCCGGAGCAUGAGGUAAUCCAAGUGAUCCAGGUCGGGGGACUGGAGGACGGGUCCCACCCUGUGGUGGGCGUCGUCCAGCAGAGUGUUCUCCACUCACUGCCACAGCCUCUGCAGGACCACACUGAACACAUCCUAACGCCCUCUGUUGGGACUCCCACCAUCCGCCACUGCAGCACCACAGGCAACACUUACGCCUCCGUUUGAGGGUCAAAGGGCACAGCUCACCUUGUCUGCCUAGUUUUACCGUCUCACUCUCCACAUCUCACUCUUUACGUCUAGAUGUCUGCAUCUUUUUACAUGCAUUGUCUCUGUUUGCACUCUAUCCAGCAUAGUAGGUGGAGGAGUGACACUCUGGCCAAGAUGUGCUCUGUCCUUGUCCGUUUGGAUUCUGGAUGUGUAGUCACCUUGUUCAGUCUGAGGAAGGGACCUGGAGGUGAAGGGACUCGAGUGCGCCAUUAAAUGUUUCCUCUUCAGACAUGAUUUAACGCUUCUGUCUGUGCUCACAGAAGGGUUUUAUUCCUUCAAACUGCUGAUGUCUCAGAGCUCAAAUCCAUGUCACUAGUCCCAGUAGAGCAAAAUGCAUUGACUCACUCAAAAACUCCACCUGUUGUACAUAGUUUUGCUGUUCUUUUCGAUUGCUAUUACUCUAAACUCAUGGUGCUAUCAUUGUGGUCUGUUUUCAUGGAAUUUCUUUUGUCUUUUCUGAUUUCUGUCAACAUCCUGAUAGACUUCUGAUCGAAGGAGAUGUUUCUGAGUAUUGUAUGUAGCUAGAAAACAAAGGGUCAGUUUAUGUGCAUUGUAGAAAUGAUGGGAAACUUCGGGUUGACAGUUCUAUGGUAGCCACUUGCACAAAAACAUUUGCAUCUCUUAGCGAUAUGAAAAAAAAAAAGACCUGUACUGCUGCUUUUGUGUAUACAGAUGAGAUUGGGGAUGAAAUGGAAAAAAAAGCUUUUUAAUGCACAGCAUGCAUAAUGCUUGCCUUUUUAGAUGCAACGUAAUGUGGUUUACGUGACGUAAUCUUGAAAGAAACCUGGCGGCUAUGUUCCCCUGCUUUUUGCAGUUUCUCACUUAAUGAAAUUUCUUAAGUUUGCAGUGGACCAAAAAUACAACCACCAGAGGAAGCUCUCGAUGCCACACGGAUGCUGUCCCUUGUCCCGCAGUGCCAUGUUGCGACGCAGAAUAAAAAAACUAUAUAGAAUGUCAGGGAUUCAAUGUACCUCGGCUUUAUCAUAGUGCCUUAUCCUUAAAUGCAGCUCGUCCGCGUAGUCCUGACUGAGGUUGCCCAGCCGCAGAUUUGGCUUUCUGGUGACUCGUGGCUGGAUUUGGGCCGGCUCAUCAGUUCUUUGAUUUUUUUUUUUUUUUUUACUUCUGAACCUAUCUGAGUCACAGUUUUAGCCUUGUCCUGCCCUCACUCUGCCUUCUUGAGGCCUAUUCUCACAUUUAGCCUUUGUCAUCGGAUGAAGUGACCGUGUGUCUGCGUGGGUGUGUGUCUUUGACUUUGUUUUCUUGGGUCUGUGCUGUGCUUUUUAUGUGCUCAUAUACCCUUCAUCUGUGUGUGUGUGUGUGUGUGUGUGUGUAUGUUUUUGGAACACAUCCAUCAGUCACCCUACCUCAAACCGGUGGUGCCAACCCUUUGAUGCGUGCAGCACAGUCACCAAACCUUAAUGCACACACACCACUGUACUGCACAAAUCUCAACGCGAAGAGGAGAAAACCUGCAUUGCUUUCCUCUCACCUCUGAUGUACUUUAAAUUUCAGUUUUUAGCCCAUCAAAUGCUUAACCCUUUGUUCCCUGUUUAGAGCCCAUCUUUGUACAGUGGACCAAAAGUAGAUAUUUUCUAAUAUUCAGAGAUAUAAAGAUAUAUAGAUAUAUAUAAAUAUAUAUGUAUAGUAUAUGAAAUGAUGAUACACUAAAUAUAUUUGUUGCUUUUCAUGUGUUUUGAUCUGAUUGUUAAGACGUGAAUGUUUCUUUUGGUAGCUCAUCUGUAAUUACUUCAUUGACUGUGAAAUAUGAACAGCUUGGGAACUACAGCGCUUUGCAAAAGUAUUCAUACCUCCUUCAGCAUUUUGCAACCUUACUACCACAAGCUUUACUUUGUCUUAUAGGGGGAUACUAAAAGUAAAUUAGUGCAUAGUUGUGGAUUGGAUAGAUUUUACAGAUAAAUAUCUGAAAAGUGUGCCGUGCACUUUUAUUCAGCCAGACGGAGCAGCCUUUGCUGCGUUCACAGCUGCAUGUCGGUUGGGGUUCGCCCUACCAGCUCUGGACAUCAAGGGACUGAAAUCUUUGCCCAUUCUUCUUUGCAGAAUAGCUCAAUCGUAGUGAGACUGGAUGAAAAGCAUCUGUGAACAUCAUAUUCUCGAUUUGAUUCUGAAUAGACUUCUGGACUUUGACUGGACUUGGCCAUCCUAACACCACUGGUUCCCAAUCCAGGUCCUCAGGUCCCACUCUCCUGUAUGUUUUAGUUGACGCACACCUGGUUUAAAUGAAUGAGUAAUUAACAGGCUUCUGCAGCACUUGAUGGCAUGCUGAGACAGUAAUGCUAGUUAUUUGAAUCAAGUAUGCUGGAACAGAGACACAUCUGGCUGUGGGCCUUGAGGACCAGGGUUGAGAUCCCCUGAUCUGAACCAUUGUAGCUCUUGUUGUAUGUUUAGGGUUGUUGUCCUGCUGGAAGGGGAACCUCUGUUCCAGGCUCAAGUCAUCGGCAGCCUGUAACAGGUUUUCUUACAGGAUUGCCCUGUAUUUAGCUCCAUCCAUUCUCCCAUCAACUCUGACCCCUUGUUACUGUGGAAGAAAAGUAUCUGCGCAAAAUGAUGCUGCCACCGUCAGAGGACAACAUUUUUUACUUUGGCCUCAUUUUGGCUGACCAGAAAGCCACCUUUUACCUGGUUCUGAAACUGCAAACUUUCUUCCAACAAUGGAUUUGUUCUUUCCACUGUUAUAUAGGUGGAGUAUAGGACCCAUAGUUAAUCUGUCAACAGAUUAUCCCACCUGAUCUGCAGUGGAUCACUGCAGAUCACAUUCCCAAAACAACCCCUCUAGAGUUUAAGAAUCGUACCGAGACCACCUCGUCUAAAAGGGCUCGGUACGGUUGUUUUGGUCCGCGCCCUAGUGCGAUUGCUGUGUUCACAUUUACACAAACAAACACCUCAGGAGUGAAAACACCCUCAGUUAUAGGCUAUUGUUUAUGGUUAUUAUAGGGAAGCCACAGGUUUUAGAUUUGUGGAUCAUUUUAUCAUUUUUGGUCCACUCCACAAUGAUGCAUUACCUUAUAUUGCUGUGUUUCAUAAAGUCCUAAUUAAAUAGGGAGAUGUUUGUGGUUGUAAUGUAAUAAAAUGUGGAAAUAGUUGGAGGUGCAUAAAUAUUUUUGCUAGGAACCGUAACCUUUGACCCCUUAGACUACAACUAUACUUGAAUUGUUAUAGCCUUCUACGUUAUGGGGAAUAUUGAGAUUAAUCCUCUUUGUAGGAACCUCUUCUUUUUUUUUUUUUAUUGUUUUUGCUAAAACGUUUUUGCCGUUGUUUUUUUGAUGCUUGUCUGUAACAUUUCUCCACAAACUGUUUAUUUAUUGAUAUUUAUUGCGUUUCUGUUAAAAGUGCUUAUGCGAACGUUGCAAUGGCAUCUGAGGAUAAAUAAGAAAUUAUCCCACUGCAAAGCGUGAAGCUACUGUACAGAAAGAGCAGAAGGUUGGUUGUUUUGUUUAUUCUUUGUUUUCUCUGUAUGGUUUUAAAGAGAAAAGGGGAGGUGGGGUAGCACUGUAUUUGCUGUAAGUACAAAUCUUUGUGUUAUUAACAGUGCACAGGUGGUUUAACUGUUUUGUUUUUGUGCAACUUGGAUGGGCCUCAACAUUGAAUAGGGUGGGAAAGUGCAAAUGCUUUGUGUCAUUUAUGUUGAUGAGUCGGCGGACUCCAAGAUGUUUUGUUUUGUUGGAGGAAUUUGAAAAGGAAAAUCCUGGCGGUCAGGUUCUUACUUCGAUCGUGCUGACUUGAAAAAUUUGACCAGAUCUAGGAAAUGGCCGCGUUAAGAUCUGGCUCAUCCAUUUUAUUUGUAAGGGAUUGCUAAAGUCUCAAAAAAAGACAUUGAACUAUGCUGUGUGUAGCUGCAAGUUGAAGGCCUUUUCUCUUUUGUCUUUUACACUUUUUUGUACCCAUUUUACUCUAUGAAACGGUUCCAGUUCAGGCAAUAAUCUCAAAGUGGAGACGGUGGCUUAAAGCAUGAAAGGAUCUAAGACUGUAAUGUCUCCACGUCUUCUCGAUUUACUCACUAAAUUAAAGAAAACAAUACUCUAAA
Molecule: messenger RNA, 6504 nt
Organism: Girardinichthys multiradiatus
Lineage: Eukaryota; Metazoa; Chordata; Actinopteri; Cyprinodontiformes; Goodeidae
Gene: rfx3
Product: regulatory factor X, 3 (influences HLA class II expression)
Exons: 17
Coding region: 141-2420 (759 amino acids)
Biological process (GO): regulation of transcription by RNA polymerase II
Cellular component (GO): nucleus
Molecular function (GO): DNA-binding transcription factor activity, RNA polymerase II-specific; RNA polymerase II cis-regulatory region sequence-specific DNA binding
Source: RefSeq, a predicted model, not a curated record